Molecule: messenger RNA, 324 nt
Organism: Blepharisma stoltei
Lineage: Eukaryota; Ciliophora; Heterotrichea; Heterotrichida; Blepharismidae
Source: the annotation of a GenBank genome assembly
AUGGAUAAAUUAGCAAAAGCCCAAAAAUUUCUCUCACUAUCAGCCCAGAAACCAAUACCUGCAUACUCUGAAAAUACCCAAUUGAAGCUUUUAUCUAUCUCUGAUGUUGAAAAUGAAAGAAAAGCUCUUGCAGGAUGCGAAUUAGAUUUAGCAAUAAUCAGAGAUAACUAUAUCAAAUCUCAAGAUUUGCCAAAAUGGAAGCAAAAGAUUCUUCUUCGCAGAUUAUUUAUUACUUGUAUAGGCGGAUUGUGGGUGCUUGUUUACAGCUAUGGAAAGAUUGAGAGAAUUAUGGAUUUCUUUGACUACAGCAUCUAUAUACGUUAA